AUGUCGACGCAAGCAGUGGCAACAGAAUUGCAUCCGCAGAGUCAACAACCUAAGCAGAAGCUGUCCCUUCUCCACGGUCCUGUUGACCCUCCUCUUGUUGACCUCACUCUCGGCGAGCUCAUUGAACUACAAACAUAUCAACAUGGAACGAAAGAAUGCAUCGUCAUCCCUUGGACGGGUGCUCGAUGGACCUACAAUGAGUUAAACCAACAAAGCUCGUUGCUGGCGCUGGCAUUGCUUGACAUGGAUAUUGGCGUAGGGGAUCGGGUGGGCAUCAUGGCGGGUAAUUGCGAGCAGUAUGCCGCCGUCUUUUUCGCCGUUGCCAAGAUUGGUGCCAUUCUCGUCAUCCUCAACAACACAUAUACACCCACCGAAGCAAUCUACGGGCUCAAUUUUACAGACUGCAAGGUUUUUUUCACAACCCAGCAAAUCGGGAGAUUGGACAACAGAAGGCUUCUCGAUGCCUUGAAGCUUGAAUUAGGCGGGCCACGCGUCGUCAUUCUUCGAGGCCAAGCUGCAGACUAUCAAACGUACGAUGCCUUGAUCAAGUCAAGUAGCCGCAAAGGCCGAGGCAGGCUUCAUAACGCCAUGAAGCGAGUUCUCGCGCAUCAAGUGGUCAAUCUGCAGUUCACCAGUGGCACUACUGGCUUACCCAAGGCCGCUAUGCUCACUCAUCAUAAUCUCGUCAACAACUCCCGCUUCAUUGGUGACAGAAUGAGGCUCACGUCGAAGGAUAUUCUCUGUUGCCCUCCACCAAUGUUCCAUUGUUUUGGCCUUGUCCUUGGCCUUCUUGCCACUGUCACCCACGGAGGCAAGAUUGUUUAUCCGGCGGAAGUCUUUGAUAUACCCUCCACACUUCAAGCGAUAUCAGAAGAGGCAUGCACAGCCGUACACGGUGUUCCUGCCAUGUUUGACUCAUUAUUCCAAGCCAACUUCCCUCCUGACUUCAACUGUGACAACCUGCGCACGGGUAUCAUCGCCGGAGCCCCUGUGCCGAGGUACCUCAUGGAACUGUUGGUGGACAAGUUUGGAAUGACAGAGUUCACAAGUAGCUAUGGUUUAACCGAGGCUUCUCCCACUUGUUUCAAUGCGUUUACAGAUGAUGCAAUGAGCAUGCGACUAACAACUGUCGGCACCUUGAUGCCACACGCUCUGGCCAAGAUUGUUGAUCGCGACGGCAACAUUGUACCUGUCGGCGCCCGUGGUGAGCUGUGUAUGGCUGGAUAUCAGUUACAAGCUGGGUAUUGGAACAACACGGAAAAGACCAACGAGACAAUGGCGCGAGAUUCGGCAGGUAUUUUGUGGCUGCACACUGGAGACGAGGCUGUCUUUGACGAAAAUGGCUACUGUUCUAUUACCGGCAGGUUCAAAGACAUAAUCAUUCGAGGCGGAGAGAAUAUUUAUCCCCUCGAGAUUGAGGAACGCCUCAUAGCGCAUCCCUCCAUCUCCCGUGCCAUCGUAGUAGGUCUCAAAGAUGAACACUAUGGGGAAGUCGUCGGAUCGUUUGUCGAAAAAUUCGACAACCAGCAGCAGCCGGAAGACCAAGAGUUGCGGGAAUGGGUGCGCCGGACCCUUGGCAAGCACAAAGCACCGGUGCAUAUAUUCUGGCUGGGCCAGGGCGGAAUACCUUCGACAGUGCCCCUAACCGGCAGUGGCAAAGUGCGAAAGUUUGAAAUGGCCAAGUGGGGCAACGAGGUUUUAGCAAAGAGCUUGCAGACUUGCAAGUUGUAG
Messenger RNA from Ustilaginoidea virens, 1731 nucleotides. RefSeq lists its product as uncharacterized. The record is from RefSeq and is a predicted model, not a curated record. NCBI's taxonomy places the organism in Eukaryota, Fungi, Ascomycota, Sordariomycetes, Hypocreales, Clavicipitaceae. The transcript is spliced from 3 exons. Gene Ontology annotation, molecular function: medium-chain fatty acid-CoA ligase activity. Gene Ontology annotation, biological process: fatty acid metabolic process. The coding region runs from base 1 to 1731 and encodes 576 amino acids.